UUCAAGGUUCAUUGUUUUACAACACUAUGGUCAAAGGGAAUCGUAUAGCUCUGGCGACGACCAUCUGUCAGAAAUUGCCCAUCCGUCGUCCAGAGCUACAUUAUCGCAGCUAAAGACAGUCGUAUAUACAGUAGGUUAUUAUUUGCCUAUAAUACGCCAACUCUGAACUCAGAAGAAAUAUUCAAAAAUAACCUCCUUGUCCACACAAUAAGCCCGGCCUGUCGGUGUCCACAAAUAAACUUGACCAUAUAGCUAUAAAUCUGCAAUCAGCUGAAAACGGCAAAGACUUGAUUUAAUGAUAAUGGAGGAAACAGAGAAAAGAAAAGCCAAAGAAAUGUUGAGGGAGAGAGAGAUGUCAGCACCAGCCAUGGACUGGAUGUACAAGGGAGAGAAGCCAUGUGAGGAAGACUAUCUCCUAGGGAAGCGUGUAGACAGACAUGUAGAGAAAGAAGAGGAACCUCCAAAGCAAGAUGACAUAUUUGGGGAGAGAAUUAAAGCAAACAUUGCUCUUGAUAUGGCAGCCAAGGCGAGAGAAGACCCAUUGUUUGCAAUACGAAAACGAGAAGAAGAAGCAAGGAAACGUCUCCUCGAAAACCCAAUUAAGAUGAAAAUGCUAAAGAAAAGCUUAGAAAAACAACAUAAGAAGGAAAAAAAGAAAAAGAAAAAGCGUGAUGAUUCAGAAGAUGAUGACAUUAUGCAGAAAUAUCUUUCUAUUCUAAACAAAAAACAAAAAGGGAAAUUGGACAAACCAAGACACGGCGAGUCUCACCACAGACAUCAAAAUGAUUCAGGUAAAAGUGACAAUGAACGUUAUUCAAGAAGGCAAGAAGAUUUUCAUAGAAGCAGACAUAGAAAAGACUUUGAUAAUCGCAAUGCUAAACAUCUCAAAAGUCAUGGAGAUUUUCAUACAAGGAACAAACAUCAACAGGACUCUGAUAGCGAUUCAAAUUCAAGACACAGAAACUCUUACAGGAAAGGAAACAAACUGCAUAGAAACAAGCAUGAUAUUGACUCUGAUGAAGCAGAUGAAAGAAAAAGGUCCAGGGACAAAAGAGGUGAAGUGUUAGAAAAAAGAAGGGAGUCUGAUCAUUAUUCAUCCAAACACCAAAAACAGCAGCAACGUCCAGAUAGACACUAUAAGUCAGAAAGGCAGCCAUCAAGUGAUGAUUCUGACAGCAGUGAUAGCAGUGAUGAGAGCAGUAGUGAGGAUUCCAGUGAAGACGAUCAAAGAUACAAAGCAAAGAAAUAUGGCCUGAUUGUCAAUAAGAACAAAAUUCAAACAGGUGCCGAUAAGAAAUCUGAAAAACCAAGAAAGAUAUCACCUGAACCCCGCUCCAGGUCACCAGGGUCAUGUAGAAGGUCAAGGUCACCAAGAAGAAGGUCAAGGACCCCAGAAACAAGGAAAUCUUCAAAAUCUGGAGAAAAGGAAAAACGAAAAUAUUCUCCUCCCAGGAAAUUGACAUCAGAGGAGAAAAAACGAAAACUUGAAGAAAUGAUGAGCAAUGCAACAUGGCGCGAGGAUAAUCGUAAACAGAAUGUCAGUCGUUACAUACAGGAAGACGAACAGGAGGCGUUACGUCAGAAAGAUGACUCAAAAGGCGACAAGUUCAUUAAUUCUAUGAUGUCCAGUCAUGCAGAAAAGAGUUCCGUGGCUGACAGAAUCAAACGAAACAAGUACAAUAUUCAGAGGACCAAGGCAGACAUGAAUAAAGACUUUCUCAAAAAAUAAUCACGGAACUUAAACACGUUAAAACAUCUGAAGAUUUUCUUACAAUGGUGCGAAAUUACAUUAUUUUUGAUAAAAUAGAUAUUAACCUAUACAAAAUUCUGUAUGUUUUUGUACACACAGGUAUUUAAAAUCCUCAGUAGGUUUUUAAUUCAAUUUGAGAAAAAACAGCAGAGGUUGAAAAAAAUGUAACCAAGACCGGCAGCAAAUUAAUAAUAAGUUAUAACGGU
Messenger RNA from Pecten maximus, 1956 nucleotides. RefSeq names its product pre-mRNA-splicing factor CWC25 homolog. Gene Ontology annotation, cellular component: U2-type spliceosomal complex. The record is from RefSeq and is a predicted model, not a curated record. The transcript has 9 exons. Bases 296 to 1729 code for a protein of 477 amino acids. Gene Ontology annotation, biological process: mRNA splicing, via spliceosome. NCBI's taxonomy places the organism in Eukaryota, Metazoa, Mollusca, Bivalvia, Pectinida, Pectinidae.